AUGCGCUGCACUAAAAUAUUAACUUUAAUUAAUUUAAUAAGUUGCUGUAUGUUCACUUAUCAAAAAAUUGUUGAUAUCGUUAGGAGCAAGAUCGAAAAUGGAGAUUACAAUGUCUUUUAUUUCAUCGAAUCAUAUUUUAUGUACAAAAUUAAGGCUUUAGAUUAUAAAUAUGUUAUUCAAAAAAUCACUAGAGGCGGAUAUUCAAUGAGGCUUAGAGAGGUGUAUAAUAUCUCUAAGACUAAUUUUAAUAGACAAAAACUUGACUUGUGGCUGAAGAUUAUUUUAAAAAAUAUUUUUAACAAGCGUGAAAUGAAUAAUAUAAAAUUCCUUAAAUUUUCUAGUAAAGGUAGUUGGUCGAUUGUUGAUCACUACAUAUGUCAAAAAUUAAAGGAUAUCGAUAAGAUUGAUUCUUCGGUAUACAACAGUUCGGAAAAAGUUACGUUUAAUUUUAUUGAAACAGAAAAUGAUAUAUUAUAUAACUUUAUGAUGGAUUUUUAUAGUUUAAGAUAUAAUUCUUUUGGGCCAAGUAGAAGAAAUAUCGUUUGUAUUUUUGAAAAUGAUAUUUUUUACUUAUGUUUUUUUGUAAGGUGUCACCAAAAAGUUUGUUUUUUUAAGAUUGAUAUUCAACAACUUAAUCUUAAUGAUUUAUAUCAUUCAAUUAUGCAAGAUGAAAUUUUCCAGAUGAAAGAUUUUAUAAAAGAAGACAGAGCCAAUUUGGAUAUUUUACAAAGUUUUAUUACAAUACAUGAUUUGUUAACAUUAAACUUAAAUGCUGACAUUUACAAUUUUGACCUAAGUCCAAAUCAUUUAAAGUAUAACAGUACCUAUAACUUUAAUAUAAAUUAUGAUAAAAGAAAAUUUGAAAUAAUUUUGAAAAAAAAUUGUGUAAUCUUUAAAAAUUUAAAUCAAAGAUUUGCUUAUUCAUUCAAUUCCAAUUUAAAUUUAAAAAUUAAACAUCGCCAAUAUGUCUCUGUUGAAACAGUAGAGGAGUGUAAAAAUAUUUUUAAAGUAUUUUAUAAACUAAAAAAAAACACAAGUCAAUGUCCUAAAUUUUAUUACCACUUUAUAAAAAAAGAAAAUUUAUUGAAGACAAUAAUUCAACGAAUUUUGAGGAAACAAAAAUCAGGAAUUUACUUAAUAUUUAUCCAUAUAUUGGGAAAUUUAGGAAUUUUAGAUUUAUCAGAAGUUAUUUUUUCUACUCAAAAUGUGUCCAUAUCAAAAAACUUAUCUUUCAAUUUACUUUUAGAUUUUUUAUGUGAAAAACAGAUUGAAAAAAUUAUUGAGGUUUUUAAGAAAUGUGAAAAUUUUAAAAUUGGAAAUUUGAUAAAAACAAUUAUUUUUAUUGAGGCAGAAGCUUUUUGGGAAGAUUAUUGUAGGGAUAAAUAUUUUAAAAAUAGGCUUUUUGAUUUAUUGAAUAGCUUUGAAUUUAGCUCUAAUGCACAGUCUAAAAGAUCUUUAUUAGAUAUUUAUAAAAAUAUUGCUGCAUAUAAAAAGGUGCAGAGUGAAUGUAUGUGGGAAACUUUAAAAACAGUUUUUGAAGCGGCUUCUUUGGUUACAAAUAUGCAUACUAAAUACAAAAUUAAAAAUAAAUGUUUUACUAAAAGUUGGAAAGAGAUCAAAAUGCUUAUGGACAAACUCGGAAUUCAGAAACAAGACGAAAUCAAUUUUAUAUUAGACGGCCUAGAUUAA
Messenger RNA from Vairimorpha ceranae, 1689 nucleotides. RefSeq lists its product as hypothetical. NCBI's taxonomy places the organism in Eukaryota, Fungi, Microsporidia, Nosematidae. Bases 1 to 1689 code for a protein of 562 amino acids. The transcript has a single exon. The record is from RefSeq and is a predicted model, not a curated record.